Angiostrongylus costaricensis is the source of this 648-nucleotide messenger RNA. Lineage: Eukaryota; Metazoa; Nematoda; Chromadorea; Rhabditida; Metastrongylidae. The record is from the annotation of a GenBank genome assembly.
AUGGUUAGCUACAGACUGAAGCUCACGGCCGGCAGUGUGCAGCACUUCGUCUGUGCGAAGAAGUUCAGCGAGAAUUCGAUGCGAGUACGUGGUUCUCUGUCGUUGCUCAUGGUGAACAGCAAGAAAUAUGGUGUUGAUCUUAUACGGUUUUCGCAUAACACAAGUAACGCCAUACAUUGUUCAACGAAAGUUGAUGAUACUAUACGCUACUUAUCCCUUCAUGACAACAAGUAUAUAAGAUAUUUCCCUGGGCACACUAAGAAAGUGAUCUGCCUGAGCAUGAAUCCAGCUGAUGACACAUUUCUUUCAGGUUCAUUAGAUAAAACCAUUCGAUUGUGGGAUCUGAGGUCUCAGAAUUGUCAGGGUUUGAUGCAAGUAAAUGGAAAAGCAAUAGCUGCUUUUGACCCUGAAGGUCUUAUAUUUGCGGCGGGUAUAAAUAAUGAGCAAGUGAAGCUUUACGAUUUGCGUUCUUUUGAUAAGGGUCCUUUCACAACAUUCAAACUGGAAGCUGAACGCUUCUGCGAGUGGACAGGGAUGACAUUUUCUCCUUGUGGCAAGUAUAUUAUGAUCAAUACCAACGGAACAGUUAUUAGGUACCAUACGUUUGUUCAUGUAAAGUGCUUAAAGCAUUUAUCCAGUCAAAAAUGA